Molecule: messenger RNA, 4031 nt
Organism: Danio rerio (zebrafish)
Lineage: Eukaryota; Metazoa; Chordata; Actinopteri; Cypriniformes; Danionidae
Source: RefSeq, a predicted model, not a curated record
CUCUUCACUAUUACGUCAUGCGCGAACAGCUGGUCCGUUGCAAGAGCUGAAAAUGUGGACAAGCGUAGCGAUAUAAAAAUCGCGUCCGUGCCGUCGGGGCGUAAACAGUCAGUUUAUCACGAUGUGGUGGCUGGAAGGGUUUCGGUCGGGGACGCGCCGCCUGGAGAUCCUGUUGCUUGUUUACACCUUGCUCUGCUGUGUCGGAGAUUGCCUGUUUGUCACUGACUAUUUCACCCGGACGCCUCGCAAGCUCAACGCCUACCGCUCUUUUGCCAGCGUGGAGCUGUUCCACUUCAACGUGCCUGACGACACCGUGGUGGCUGUUUGGAACCUCAUCACCUUCAAGGAGCAAGGGGGCACUUUUGGAGACAGCUGCCCAGACCGCAACGUCACAGUGUACUUCAGGUCAGGAGCUCCACCUGUAAUCAACCCCCUCCAGACGCGUUUUCCAAAGGACACCAUCGUUCCAGGCUCCUUCGCUGUCACUUUGACAUGGACGCUGCCCAACCGCACCACAGGGGUGUUCAAUGUCACCAGCCCCCUCCCGGGAGACUGGUUCCUGGCCGCUCACUUACCAAAGGACGAGGGCAAGAUCUCAGUCAAGGGUCUUCAUGAGGAAUGUCAGUACCUCUUUCAGCCUCAACUCAUCGUUCAGAGACUCAUCGGGAUUUCGGUGCUUUAUCCUGGUUACUUCAUUGACCAGAUGAUUCCACUUCACAACAGAUCUGUGCUCUACAAAGUUUUCAUCCCAAACUACAUCUCUCGGGUGAAGGUGCAGCUCGUGGACUGUAACACUAAAAACCGUAGCGGUGAGAGUUGUCCAGUUCUGCUGAAGAUUCGCUCCAGGGCUCCGCCGGUCCACAACUCCAGUGCCAUGGACUGCAGAGAGAACGUUCCAUGUGAGCUGGAGGUCCCGCUGCCGUCCUGGGAGCAGUGGUAUUACAUUCUGGUGGAGCGAUAUCUCAGCAGCUCAGAUGUUUAUUUCCGCAUUGGUGUUCAGGUUAAAGACUGUUCCAAGCCAACUGUCUCCAAAGGCUCCUCAGCAAUGAACAUGCCCCAGUCAUUUGGCACUGCGAUGGGUUUCUCUCUGUCAGAGACCCUGCCUGCUGCCAGCCUGCCUAACGUGCCCCAGAACGCUUCGGAUCAAGCAUCUCUAUUAGCUGCUGAAGACAGCAUCACUUAUUUAGCACCAACAGCCGACACAAAUAAAUGCUGGCCAAUCCGGCCAACGCUGCGCAAUGAACUGGACACAUUUUCAGUUCAUUUCUACAUCUUCUUUGGACCCAACAUUUCAAUUCCUCCGGACCGGGCAGCCAUAUUUGCCAUCAACCUGAUGCCUGUACUGGAUAGCGGAGGUGUCCUCAACAUGGAGCUCAAACUUAAUGUGUCUUCAGUGAAAGGAGAGAAUAUUACGAUCUUCGGCUGUCUGAAUCAUGGGAUGCCACUGUCUCUUCAUGACAACACGUCAGUCUCAUGUGAAUCUGAAUCAGUUUCAGGAUUUCAUCUCUCGAUUAACAACACCUCAAAUAUCACCAAGCUGAGGAUUCCCUACCCACAGACGGGCACGUGGUAUCUGAGCCUUCGCUCUCUGUGUGCCACUGAACACGGGUUUGAGAUGUGCACUAAUGUAACAGCCGAGGUUUACCUUCGCUCUUACCUGACGCCCUGCAUCAAUGACUGUGGCACUUAUGGCCAGUGCAAACUUCUGCGCACCAACAACUACCUGUACGCUGCAUGCGAGUGCAAAGCAGGUUGGGAUGGCUGGGGUUGCACAGACAACACUGAGGCAUAUUCCUAUGGCUUCCAGUUGCUAUCAACUCUGCUUCUGUGCCUCAGCAACCUGAUGUUUGUCCCACCGGUGACUAUCGCUAUUCGCAGUCAUUACCUGCUGGAGGCAUCCGUCUAUAUCUUCACCAUGUUCUUUUCCACUUUUUAUCAUGCCUGUGACCAGCCAGGCAUUGUGGUCUUCUGCAUCAUGGAGUAUGACGUGCUGCAGUUCUGUGACUUCCUCGGAUCGCUCAUGUCUGUGUGGGUCACUGUCAUCGCCAUGGCCAGACUCAAGUCCAUUAUCAAACAGGUGCUGUAUUUACUGGGAGCAAUGGCUCUGUCUAUGGCCCUACAGCUAGAUCGACACGGCCUGUGGAACCUCUUGGGUCCCAGUCUUUUCGCUUUAGGCAUCAUGGCCAUCGCUUGGACGGUGCGCACCAUCCGCAGGCGCCGCUGUUACCCUCCGACCUGGAAGCGCUGGGUGUUUUUCCUGUUCCCAGGCACCACCAUCGCCACAUCAGCAGUGGCUUUAUACGCAUUCGUGGAGACAGAGGAGAACUACUUCUACAUCCACAGCAUCUGGCACAUGCUGAUCGCCGGCAGUGUUGGCUUCCUCCUGCCGCCCCGCGCCAAACCGGACGUCAAAGUCAGUCCCCUGAAGCGGCGGCGCGGCUGCGGGUACCAGCUCUGCGUCAACGAGCAUGAGGAGAUGGGACUGGUGGAUCCCGCCAUCAUCACCAUCAACAGCAUCUGCACCAGCUGAUGACCCUCGCGCCCGCUCAGACUUUUACCUGCCUUUCCUCUCCUUCCUUUGGGAUACAAAAACACGGAAAACAAAGCCAGAGAACUUACUGAUGCACUGUAAAUAACUUUAGAGCAAAACAUGCUCGCAGACACACACACACUCGCAAAUACACUGCCGGUCGAAAGUUUGGAAUUUGAAUUUUUUUCAUGUUUUUUUUUUUAGGAGAAGCCUAUUGUGCUCACCAAGGAAGACGGUAAAAUUGUAAAAUUAGAUUCAAAUUUUAAACAACUGUUUUCUUAAUGAAUGUUUCUUAAGAUGAAGCAUAUUCCUAUUAUUUAAAGAUGUAUUUAGCUACAUUUUCGGUGUCACUUGAUUUUUCUUUUAUAAAAUCAUAUUCAUUUGCUGGUUUAUUGGUCUGUUAUGAUCAAUUGUUAUUGGCUCUCAAUCAUUAAUUGUCCUUAUAUAGUGUAUCAAGGUUGAAUAUUUAGGUUGUAUAUUUACUGUACUACUAUUUCCACUAAUAUUGGCUGCAGCUCAACAGUUUUCAACACUGAAAAUAACAAAAAAUGUGUCUUGAGGUGCAGAUGUUAGAAUGAUUUCUGAAGAGUUAUUUGACACUGUGUGACUUUAAAUCACACAAAUAAAUGAAACUAUUGAACAAGACAGCAGCUAUUGUAAUAAUAUUUAAACAUGUUACAGUUUUUACUGUUUCUGUUCAAAUAAAUGCAACUUGGGUGAGCAGAACAGGCUUUUUGCAAAACAGGCUUCUUUGAAAGACAUUUUAAAAAUCAUAUCGAUCCCACACUUUCGACCGGUUGUGUAGGUACAGUACAAGUUUUUCGUCAUAACAUGGUUAUUUGGAUUACUAUUAUUGUUAAUAUGGUUUGCAUUGUUUGUAUCUGGGAAUGGUUUGUGUCAGUGCAGCGAUGCACUGUUAUUAGUGCAUUAUCUAAAGCAUCUGAGCUGAUUUUGCUGCUGCUACUUGACAGUGACUGUAAAAUUGAAAAACGUGUCAUGUAAUUUAUUCAUUGUUUUUCUGGCACUCAAACGACCAAAUGUUUUAUUGUGUUUAGAGGAUGCAAAGGAAGAACAUUUUGUGGAUAUAUCAAGGGCACUGCUUUCUUUUGAUUGUUCUUUUUUUUUUUACUUUUCUUUCUAAACAUCAUUUGCACUGAGACACAAAAAAAUGUGAUACUGUACAUUUUUUAAAUAUAAGUAUAGUUAUGAACCAGUCACGAUGUGUACAUGUACAUGUAUAGUAUAGUUGUUUUCAGUGGAAUGUCUGAUUGUACUUUGGAUUGCAUUGUAUUGCCUUUGCAGCAUAAUUGAUUGUCGAUUUUUAGAGGGAUUAGGAAAGUUUCCAUUGCCAAGACCAGGUUUUAAUACGAAACCUCAGAUAAAUAACCUCAUAUUUCCUGUUGUAUUUACCUAGUGAGGGUCAGAAGGAGACAUUUUAAAGCAAAAGCAAAUGAAAAAGCAAAUAAACGUUUUAUUUUUUCGGUAUCAAACUUGAUUAUUU